This is a messenger RNA of Heterobilharzia americana, 569 nucleotides long. The record is from the annotation of a GenBank genome assembly. Lineage: Eukaryota; Metazoa; Platyhelminthes; Trematoda; Strigeidida; Schistosomatidae.
CUCAAAUGUAGAAUGGCUAAAAGCCUACGCAAUGAUCGCGAAUAGUGGUUGACAGCGAUAGAUAAAAAGAGAUGGAAAAGGUAGCGGUGAUAGAUAACAGCAGACAGUUAUUUAGACUUAUUAAGGAAACUGGGGCUAAAAAGUCAACGGUUAGGAAAACUGUAGUGGAGAAGGAUGGGUCUGUGAUUCAUUCGCAGGGAAGACGACUGGAACGAUGGGCAGAACACUUCAAGGAACAGUUUAACUGGCCUUCAGCUACUAUCGGGUUACCCGCUAUCCAGUCGAGUCCUGAAUGGAACAUUGAGAUGGGCUACCCAACACUUGCAGAAUUCGAGAAAAUGGUAGGUAACUUGAAACGAGGAAGGGCAGCAAGACCAGACGGACUAGUUCCUGAGGUAUAUAAUGACCGUAGAAGUGUUUUUAAUCAAUUUAACCAAAGUGUUGACUAGUGUAUAGGAGUCAAAUAUGAUCCCCCCCUGACUGGUCUCAAUUACUGAUUAUCCCGGUCUUCAAGAGAGGCAAAAAGUCCUCUGAGAAAAAACUAAAGAGGAAUCAGCCUGACAAACAUA